UUGAAAUCGGGCAUAACUCAUUGUGAUAUUCAGCAUUUAUUUCUCCGCCUGCGAAAAUGUCUUUUUUGGCUCCUUGUUUCACCCCGGGCUCAAUAGUGCGAUGUACAACUUGCUUUGGCGAGAAUAUUUCGGGAGAGGUGGUGGCCUUUGAUCUGGGCGUUAAAAUGCUGAUGAUGAAGUGUCCAUGGAGCAAAGGCGGUGGUGACCAGAAGACCACCUACAAAACCACUAUUGUGAAUCUCUCCAUGUGCGUGGACAUUGAGAUAGUCAUGGAAAUGCUGCCCCCAGAGGAUGUUCAACUGCCAGAACCGAUCAAUAUCCAGAUGCUCCAAGAGCGAUUGCAACGGACAACCGAACGACGUUGCAUUUGCAGCGGUUGGUUUCACGGAAAACCACUAUUUAGGGUGAUGGCCAUGCAUUUCGGAGAUGCCAAUGUCAGGUGGCAAAACCAAGGCCGCAACAUGGCCAUCAAUAUACUGCAUCGGGUGACCAUUGAAGCCCCGUAUGCAGUGCAAAAUAUCAGAAACCAGGGGUGUGACCCAAAAUUACUGGAGAACGUCCAGCGCAUCGUCGCCAACUUCUACAAUGAACAAUAAGAAAACGACGUCUGUGCCCAUGGCAACAGUCGUCUUGAUAAUGGCCUUCCCAUUCUCUGAGCGCUUUGUUUAUCAACAAAACAAUUCGAAAUACAUAUAGACUCAACAACCA
Molecule: messenger RNA, 708 nt
Organism: Drosophila gunungcola (fruit fly)
Lineage: Eukaryota; Metazoa; Arthropoda; Insecta; Diptera; Drosophilidae
Product: protein Hezron
Exons: 3
Coding region: 57-596 (179 amino acids)
Source: RefSeq, a predicted model, not a curated record